This is a messenger RNA of Sorghum bicolor (sorghum), 2379 nucleotides long. RefSeq names its product zinc finger BED domain-containing protein RICESLEEPER 2-like. The transcript has 3 exons. The record is from RefSeq and is a predicted model, not a curated record. Gene Ontology annotation, molecular function: DNA binding; protein dimerization activity. The coding region runs from base 1 to 2379 and encodes 792 amino acids. NCBI's taxonomy places the organism in Eukaryota, Viridiplantae, Streptophyta, Magnoliopsida, Poales, Poaceae.
AUGGCUGAACCACAGGAUAUGACAAUGGUGCCAGUGGAUGCUAAGGAUCAGGAAAAUGGCACUGCUGUAGCGGAGAUUGAUGGCACUACAAACAAAAAGGUUGUCAUUGAUGUGGAGAAGGAAACUGAAAAACCUGAGAGGAAGGAGUUGGCAUCAAGAUCUGAGAUGUGGCAACAUUUCAUCAAGUUUAAGGAUGAGAAAGGAUUUUUAAAGGCUGGAAAGUGCAAAUAUUGCCACCAUGACAUCAAGGCUGACCCAACUUCUCAUGGAACAUCUGCUUUGAAGAAGCACUUCAGUAUAUGCAAACGCAAUCCUCAUGUUUUCAACAAGGACCCGAAGCAGGGCACCUUGCAAGCAUGUCAUGGGGAAGCUCCAACCACUUGGAGGUUUGAUCAAGAUGCACUUAGAGAAGCCUUUGCUGAGAUGGUUAUUGAAGAUGAGCAGCCCUUUUGUUUUGGUGAGAAGCCUGGCUUUAUGAAAUUUAUGUCCAAAGCCUGUCCUCGUUUCCAGCCUCCAUCUAGAAGAACUUGCACAAGGGACAUUGUGCAUCAGUACUUUGAAGAGAAGGCCAAGCUAAAGAAGUUCUUCAAAGAAUCUUGUCACAGAGUGUGUCUAACAACAGAUGCUUGGACUUCUCAAGUUCAAGAUGGGUACAUGACAGUUACAGCAAGUUUCAUUGAUGAGUAUUGGCAUUUGCAUAAGAAAGUGAUAAGUUUUUUCAUGGUAAAGGGUCACAAGGGAGAGGAUAUUGGGAGAAACAUGACAAGAUGCUUAGCUGAUUGGGGUUUGGAUAAAGUAAUGACUGUAACAGUGGAUAAUGCAAGUGCUAAUGACACUGGUGUUGAUUACUUGAAGAAGCAUCUGCAGAAAACCAACAUUGCCAUGGGCAAGUUCAUGCAUAUAAGGUGUGGUGCCCACAUUUCGAAUCUUAUUGUAAGAGAUGGUUUGCAAGAAGUGGACCUAUCUGUAAAGCGUGUUAGGGCUGCUGUUAGGUACAUAAAAAAUGGGACUUCAAGAUUGGUCAAGUUUAAAGAAAUUGCUGAGGAAGAGAAAGUGGACAGCAAAUAUUUUCUGAAAUUGGAUUGUCCGACUAGGUGGAAUUCCACCUAUUUGAUGUUGAAGGCUGCAAUUGUGUAUGAAAAAGUGUUUUUAAAGUUAGCUGAAGAUGAUCCCAAUUAUGUUAUUGACUUGUCUGAAGCAAGAGAUGGUGUUGGGCAUCCUGAUGAAGAUGAUUGGGAAAAUGCAAAGAAGUUGGAAAAGUUUCUACAACAUUUCUAUGACCUUACUGUUCGUAUAUCUUCGUCUCUCCAAGGUACUAGUAACACUUUCUUCGAUGAGAUUGGAGAAGUUUGUCUUUUGAUACAAGAAUGGCUGAACAGUGAAGAUAGUUUGCAAGUUUCAAUGGGUAAAAGAAUGAAGGAGAAAUUUGAUAAAUAUUGGGGAGUUUGGCACACCAAUAGCAAGGAUAGUGAGAAAGGACAACAGCAAGAGCAAGAUCGGGAUAAAGGGAGAAGCAAGGGUAGGGGAAAGGAGAAUGAGAAAGAGAACAUCAACUUACUGAUAUUUGUGGCUGCAUUCCUUGAUCCAAGGUACAAGUUAUCUUUGUACCUCAAGAUUAGUGUUGAAGAGAUAUUUGGUGAGGAAAGAGGUCAAUUGGUUUGGACAGCAAUUAAUGCUUGUGUGAGAGAGCUUUUUGAAGAAUACAAGAACAUGUAUGCUCCAAGUGAAGAAAGUACUCCAGUAGUUGAUGCUGAUAAAUUAAAGAGAGUAGCUGGAGGAAUGCUUAAAGACAAAAUUGCCAAGAAGAUGAAGUUAACCAAUUGUUCUACCAGCACCAACAAAUCUGAACUUGAGAAGUACCUUGCUGAAGAAACAGAAGACAUAGAAUCCAAAAUUGACAUUCUUGCUUGGUGGAAAGUCAAUUCAUCAAGGUUUCCAGUUUUGGGUCACAUGGCUCGUGAUGUGCUUGCUAUACCCAUUACAACAGUUGCAUCCGAGUCAGCUUUUAGCACAGGUGGACGUAUUUUGGAUGACUUCUGUACCUCUCUUACUCCUUUCAUGUUGGAGGCUUUAGUAUGCACUCAGGAUUGGCUACGAAGGCCUGCUGUUGACAUGAGAGAGAUUACAGAAGAAUUGGCAAUAGCACAAAAAGAGUGGAUAGAAGAAUAUGGCGGUAAUGGGAAAAAGAAUGAACAGCCAUCUGUGACUGUUUGCACCAGCAACACCAAGUCACAGACACCAAGUAGUAAUGUUCAGAGCAUGUCGACGACGACGCUAAAUAGCCGAAGCCUUGAAGCAUGGAGAUCUCAGAGUCUGGAGUCUGGAUGGAGAAGGAGCCUUGGAGGCCUUUUGCAGAAUGCAGUUGCAGUUCAGUACUGA